This is a messenger RNA of Aspergillus vadensis CBS 113365, 183 nucleotides long. RefSeq lists its product as uncharacterized. The record is from RefSeq and is a predicted model, not a curated record. The transcript has a single exon. Lineage: Eukaryota; Fungi; Ascomycota; Eurotiomycetes; Eurotiales; Aspergillaceae. The annotation marks the transcript as partial.
CAGGGGAUCUUACUAAAGCUAGACUUUAAUUUUAAAAAGCUAUUACCAGUAUAUCUGGAUAAAAUAAAAAUCUUUUUUUAUAUAAUCUAUCUUGGCUUACAGGAGUGGGUAAUAAUAUAUAUAAAAUUAAAUAUUAAGCCUGAUUUGAUAUUAUCUGAGGUACUAACCGGGGCCUUUAAUUAG